AUGACCAAGGAAACCGAUGAAAAGCCAGCAGAUGGCUGUCCAGAAGGAUCCCCACCGUUGGGAAAUGCUGCUAGACCAGAGUCUAUAUUGGUUCCUUUAACUCACCCGAACGGCGUCUCCAUAUUUCCGGAGCUGUCCCCUUCUGAGCAAGAGCAGCUAUCUCUCGAAGCGCUUGACCAAGCUGAAGAAUCAAUCAUCGCCGAUAGUGCAGAGAGCACCGAUGGCGGAGCUGGCGACAACACAUCUGAUGGCACGGCAUCUGACGCCGGCUAUGACAGUGACAGUGCCACCUCUGCCAGCACAUCUGCCAUGUCCUCGGUCCGCGAUUACAUGUAUGAGAAUGGCCGGCGGUAUCAUCGAUUCCGUGAAGGCAGCUACAACUUCCCCAAUGACGAUGUCGAGCAGGAGAGGGAAGAUAUGAAGCACGCCAUGGUCAAACUACUGUGCAGCCAGAAGUUGCACUUUGCCCCCAUCGGUGAGAAUCCCCAAGAGAUGCUCGAUAUAGGAACAGGGACGGGCAUUUGGACGAUUGAAAUGGGAGACAGAUUCCCCAGCGCUCACAUUCUGGGAAUCGACCUGUCGCCCAUCCAGCCGGACUGGCUGCCGCCCAACGUCCGAUUCAUGGUCGACGACGUGGAAUCACCGUGGCUGCAUCCCCGAAACCAUUUCGACUACAUUCAUUCUAGGCACACCGUCAUGGCAGUACGAGAUUGGAUGAAGCUCUUUCGAAGAGCCGUAGAGCAUCUCAAGAUCGGCGGCUGGAUCGAGCUCCAAGAAAUCCACCACACCCCCAAAAGUGCCCUUGCGGGUGGAAACGGGGAAUUGCCCUCGGAUCACCCCGUCGCCCGCUUUUGGAAGCAUGUGACGGACGGGCUAGCCGCCCUUGGCAUUGAUCUGGAUGCCGUAUCCGAUGGAAGGCUAUCCGACAUGAUGCACCGAGCAGGCUUCACCAAUGUCACGGAACGCGUGCUACAUGUGCCCAUCGGGACAUGGCCCAAGAACAAGGUCCUCAAGACAGUCGGUCUCUACUGGCGGACCAUUCUCCUGGACGGGCUGCAGGCGAUUGCCCUGGGCCCCUUGACUCGGGGCCUUGGGUGGAACCGGGAGCAGGUCGAGUUACUCCUGAUCGAGGUUCGGCGGGCGUACUUUGACAAUGCUCCGCUCAUGUACAUGCCGUUUCACGUCAUUUACGGACAGAAGCCGUAG
Molecule: messenger RNA, 1206 nt
Organism: Trichoderma virens Gv29-8
Lineage: Eukaryota; Fungi; Ascomycota; Sordariomycetes; Hypocreales; Hypocreaceae
Exons: 3
Coding region: 1-1206 (401 amino acids)
Molecular function (GO): methyltransferase activity
Source: RefSeq, a predicted model, not a curated record